AAUGAACUCGGUGCUCACACGGAAUAUUAUGUAAUGCGGCGCUGUGAGCAACGGAACAACACGAUUUGAAUUCACAAAUCAAAUCAGCCAAAUCUUUUCAAGUCCAGCUAUCUCAAUGAACGUUUGAACACUUUCUCACACAUGGCUGCGCCAUUACUUAUGCAAACUGAAUUGAUAGAUCUCGCCGAUAGCAGAACUUCUUCAAAAUGGUUCUGCCCACGUGGCAGCCGCAGACUUGCAACUCAGGGUAGCUAUGACGUCAAUUCGCAAAUUAGAAUGUCGGGAGCAUGGACCGGCGUAUGCGUGCAUGACACAAGAUCACCAUGAUUGCUGGCAUCUUUGCACUUAUAUACUGUGCUCCUGGGCCAAUAUGACCUCCCCCUCCCAACGAGCCUUCUCGAUCUUGAUUCUUCGCGACACGACCUUAUAACAAAAGUUAACAAUGCGUGCUUGCCUCGCAGUACUUUUAUCAGCGGCUGCUACCCUUGUUUUGUCUCAUCUAAAUCCUUGGACCGAGUCUUUUUUGGGGGUGUCGACUCUGUCGAGUGCACCAUACAAUAUCUUCGGGGUGUCGAGUUUAACAUACAAACAAUGGGGCAGUGACGUUCUCUGGGAGUGCAGCCCAACCUGUGACCUUUUCCAAACCGGAUUUAAUGCUGCAUGUACUAUGGCUGGCGCAUCAUGCUACACCCAGUCCUUUCAAACAAGCUACUACAACUGUGUGUUAUGCGCUGGCGCUGUAAUUGAUGGUACAGAUUACACAGUGGCACAAGCUGAUAUGGACGACUUCUACGUCUCUUGCUGCGAUUGCGGCUAUCCACUCCAAAAGCUCACUUUGCCUGGUCAAGACCCGUCCCGCACUCCCUCAACCUAUUCCCGUGUUAGCACUUCUAGCAUUUAUCGUACCUUACCAUCCGAUUGGUUCACUAUGUUUGAGUGGUCACCUCCGUCUGAGUCGACAACUAUAUCCAUAUCUUUACUUCCGUCCAUAACUACAUCCAUGCCGUCACUUCCGUCCAUCUAUUUGGGGACCUUUACGUUCCCUCCAUGCACUUCCACGCCUCAGGCUUCCUAGCGACCUGCCAAAGUUAUGGUGACUUCGUCCACAUCCACGCCCAGUGCGGCAUUAGGACUAAGUGCAGGAGGAAGCGGAGCUUGGUCUUUGGUUUCUGGUGCUAUAGGAUUAGGAUUGAUUAUGUUUUAGAGAAGCAGAACAGAACAUUGACUGGGAACACUGCUGUAUCACUUUUCUCACUGGAUCGGCGCUCGCAAAUGUCUUUCCAUCUAGGGGAUCUGUACAGGUGCUGUGCAAUGUACAAAGUAUGCGAACU
Suillus plorans is the source of this 1331-nucleotide messenger RNA. RefSeq lists its product as uncharacterized. Bases 443 to 1075 code for a protein of 210 amino acids. The record is from RefSeq and is a predicted model, not a curated record. Lineage: Eukaryota; Fungi; Basidiomycota; Agaricomycetes; Boletales; Suillaceae. The transcript is spliced from 3 exons.